Messenger RNA from Anthostomella pinea, 1581 nucleotides. NCBI's taxonomy places the organism in Eukaryota, Fungi, Ascomycota, Sordariomycetes, Xylariales, Xylariaceae. The record is from the annotation of a GenBank genome assembly.
AUGUCGUUAAAGCAGGAGAUAGAAACCUGGGUGACGGCCCUCGGCCGGUACGACAAUAAUGAAUUCGAGGAUGCAUUGAACGACUUCGAAAACAUCUCGGAUACCUCCAAGAUCCUGUUCAACAUGGGUGUUAUCCACGCGACUCUCGGGGAACAUGAGAAAGCUGUCGAAUGUUACCAGAGAGCAAUCAAAUUGGAUCAGUAUCUUGCUGUUGCAUACUUCCAGCAGGGUGUCUCCAACUUCUUGCUCGGUGACUUCGAGGAGGCGCUUGCAAACUUCAACGACACUCUUCUGUACCUGAGAGGGAACACCAUGAUCGACUACGCGCAGUUGGGGCUACUAUUCAAACUCUACUCCUGCGAGGUUUUGUUCAACAGAGGUCUCUGCUACAUAUAUCUGCAACAAAAGGAUGCAGGUUUGCAAGAUCUGCAGUAUGCCGUGAAGGAGAAGGUAGUCGAAGACCACAAUGUCAUCGACGAGGCUAUCAGGGAAGAGGCCGAGGGCUACACUGUGUUCUCUAUUCCAGUCGGUGUCGUGUAUCGGCCGAACGAAGCCAAGGUGCGAAACUUGAAGACGAAAGACUACCUCGGAAAGGCCCGUUUAGUCGCGGCUUCGGAUCGAUCCAAUGCUUUCACGGGCUUUGCUGGGUCAGAGAUCAAGAAUGCCGGGAAUGCCGGGAGGGGCAGCGAGAAAGACGACCGCCCUACCGACAACAUCUCGUUUGCGGCCACGAAUCUAGUGAAGCCUGGCUUACAGAGUAGGAGACAACAGUCUGAGCCACCUGGUGGCGGGCGCAACGCCUUCCCCCCGACGCCGCCCCCUGAGAAUGACAAGCCUACAACGAUGAGCCGAGGUGCCUCCGUUCGGAGCGGGCCCAAGCCUAUGCCAGCUAGGCUCAACAUUCCCGAAGUCAAACAAAGCAACAGCUACCAGAAGACGAGUUCACCGCAAAACGAACGCAGAGCACCGUCCCGAACUGCGUCCGAAGCCCGGUCGCCUCCCCAGCGGAGUUACUCCAGAGCAGAGCGACCAGAGCCAAGAAGCAGGCGCUCACGUCAAGACGAUGAUGGUUAUCCCGAUGAUGUCUACGAUAUGUAUGGAGGCGGCGGUGGUGGUGGUGGAGACCGUAGUGCUGGACCGAGCAGGUCACAAGGAAGCAGACGGGUUCAACCCAGGUACAUCGAGGAAGAGGAGGAGGUCAGCGAGUAUGAUUCCUUCGAUGAAGGCGACUUCGAGAUGAUAGCCCCCCGAAGGGCUGGGACCUCAACAUCUGGCUCAACACGAGGUGGAUCGAGAAGACCGGACGUCCGCAAGGUCAGAAUCAAGGUGCAUGCGGAAGAUGUGCGAUACAUCAUGGUCGGCGCCGCGGUCGAGUUCACCGAUCUGGCAGACCGCGUCAAGGAGAAGUUCGGCCUGCGGCGGCGCUUCAAGAUCAAAGUGCGCGACGAGGACUCGCCCGAGGACAUGAUCACCAUGGGAGACCAGGACGACCUCGAUAUGGUCAUGAUGACCGUGAAGCAGACGGCACGGAAGCAACGACAGGACAUUGGGAAAAUGGAGAUUUGGAUUCAGGAAGUCUAG